Molecule: messenger RNA, 771 nt
Organism: Desarmillaria tabescens
Lineage: Eukaryota; Fungi; Basidiomycota; Agaricomycetes; Agaricales; Physalacriaceae
Product: AAA domain-containing protein
Exons: 2
Coding region: 55-660 (201 amino acids)
Source: RefSeq, a predicted model, not a curated record
CGGGUCGAUUGUCGGAACCAGGUAUUCCCUUCCAUUCCCAGACGUCGAUCAGCCAUGACAACGAAAGACUUCAAUCAGGAUAGCUGCACUCGCAUUUACGCUGUUGGUCCAUCGUCGACAGGAAAGUCGACAUUGUGCACCGCCCUUGCAAAGAAGUUAGAUCUGCACGGCCCCGCAUACAUCACGGAGGUGGCACGCACUGUCAUCAAGGAACGAGGGUUCACGAAGGCGCACAUAGGUCUGCUAGAGAUGCAAGAGGCCAUCAUGGACGCGCAGAUAGAUCGCGAGAGAGAGACUCGAGGAUCUUAUCCUGUGCAGGUAUUUGAUCGGUCGGCGGUGGAUCCGAUUGUCUACGCCGUGUUGACUGGAGCGUCAGACCUUGAUGGGAAGGAGCGAUCGGAGAGCCUGUCGAAGAAGGAUAACUUCCAAGAGACCCUCGCAGAAUAUAUGAAAUUGUCCUCCAUCUUUUUUCUCCUAGCUCCGGUGGAAGAGUGGUUGGUGGAUGAUGGUACGAGGCAUUUAGAUAACGGUAAAGAAUGCUUUGGCAUUUUCGAGCGGGUCUUGUCAGGUUUAGGGAUUUCAUAUUCCGUUAUAGGAGAGAACGUGAAGGACUUAAAUGAUAGAGUCUCUUUAGUUCUUGAUAGAGCUCGCUUGCAGUAGAUAAACGCGUAAUUACGAAGAUGGCGUGAAUUAUACCUAAAGCAAUUGACACGAACUAGGCUGAGUCUCACCAAGAUAAUAUCCACAAUAAUAGACACAAAUUGUCUGAGU